ACGUCGACUCAUCUCCCAGAGAUCAUCUUUGGAGACCCUGGAAGAUAUUGAGGAGAAUGCCCCUCUCCGGAGAUGUCGAACACUCUCAGGUUCUCCCAGACCAAAGAAUUUUAAGAAGAUUCAUUUUAUCAAGAACAUGCGACAGCAUGAUACCAGGAAUGGCAGAAUAGUCCUUAUCAGUGGCAGAAGAUCCUUCUGUAGUAUAUUUUCCGUGCUGCCGUAUCGAGACAGUACCCAAGUCGGGGACCUGAAAUUGGAUGGAGGGAAACAGUCAGCAGGGGCUAUGAGCCUGAAGGAGAUCAUUGGCCUUGAUGGUGUGGAGCUGGGUGCUGACGGGAAGACAGUGUCCUAUACCCAGUUUCUAUUACCUACAAAUGCCUUCGGAACCCGGCGAAAUACCAUAGACUCCACCUCCUCCUUCUCCCAGUUCCGGACCCUGAGCCACCGCAGCCUCUCAAUAGGCCGGGCCAGCAGCACCCAGGGGAGCCUGGAUGCAGGAAGUGAUCUGGGAGACUUUAUGGACUAUGACCCAAAUCUCCUGGAUGACCCCCAGUGGCCUUGUGGCAAGCACAAGCGGGUCCUGACUUUCCCUUCAUACAUGACCACGGUGAUUGACUACGUGAAGCCCUCAGAUCUCAAGAAGGACAUGAACGAAACCUUCAAGGAAAAGUUUCCUCACAUCAAGUUAACACUCAGCAAAAUCAGGAGUCUGAAGAGAGAGAUGCGGAAGCUUGCCCAGGAGGACUGCGGCUUUGAGGAGCCCACCGUGGCCAUGGCCUUUGUCUACUUUGAGAAGCUCGCCCUCAAGGGGAAACUGAAUAAGCAGAACCGGAAGCUCUGUGCCGGAGCAUGCGUGCUGUUGGCAGCCAAGGUCGGAAGUGACCUCAAAAAGCACGACGUCAAGCUUCUGAUUGAUAAACUGGAAGAGAAGUUCAGACUGAACAGGAGAGAACUGAUUGCCUUUGAAUUUCCAGUGUUGGUGGCCUUGGAAUUUGCACUUCAUCUGCCAGAGCAUGAAGUCAUGCCCCACUACAGACGCCUGAUCCAGAGUUCCUAGCACAGGCCCCAGGAGGGCCAGGGACUGCUUCCUCCCAGUGCACGGCGGAGCCUCGCUUACUACCGGAGAGCGGAGCUGGGCCCGCCAAGCCGAGUCUCCUUGUUGCUUCAUUUUCAUGGAGAAGCCUGGAACUUGCUAGGAGACAUUGCUCAGGCUUGACAAAAGGAGGUGUGUGCUGGGGGUGACGGAGGCCCGCUCUCCCUCCCUGAAGCUUCUCAGGGCCUUUACUGCAGACUGGGUCUGACUGGGAGCGUGCUGCACUGGAACAGGGGGAACGAGAUGUGCAGGAUUUGGGGGAGCUGCUCAAAGUCCCCUCUCCCUGUGUCAAGAGCGUGCCAAUCUAUUUUUAUAUCUGCCUUCGGAAGUGCACUUUCCCUGGGCACAAGGGUGUGGGUGUGCAAGUGUCUGAGAGGCACUGUUACACUUGACCCCCCAAAGCCAAUCCCCACCUUCUAUGGAGCUGACUUGUUAUGAUUUCUAGGUAAUGACUCAGAUCCAGAGUGACAUCUCUGCUCUUCGGAAAUAGCACUGUUUAUGAGACUGUACCUGCCACUCACUGGACAGAGGCAACAGUUCUCAACAGUAGGAUAAGUCACGUGCAGAGUGGCGCGCUCUGAACUUCCUGCCGUCACAC
Messenger RNA from Cricetulus griseus (Chinese hamster), 1691 nucleotides. Lineage: Eukaryota; Metazoa; Chordata; Mammalia; Rodentia; Cricetidae. The record is from RefSeq and is a predicted model, not a curated record.